AUGACAUCUGUCAACAGCUACGGAUACGUGGGCACAGCUACAAGACAACACACGGCAUCCUCACCUGUGAAUGACCCAUUGUCACAAAACUCUGGUCAACAUUCCAAGCUUGCAUGUAUGGCCAAUUUCGAUGAGAUGGCGCUGGAAGGUGCUUCGACCUUUCUUCGGUUGUUGAUAUUGGCAACCAAUUCGAUCCUCGACCCUGGCUCUUACGAUGGCGAAGUGACGCUGCACCGAGUGUCGCCUUUCGAAUGUCUUUACGACUUGACAGCCAGAAUUGUCGACAUCAUGCACUUCCUGUGGUACAGCGGUCAUGAUGUCGAUGGUGGGAUCAUAUUCUUCGUUGCGCAAAGCUACCUGCCUCUGCGACUGGCAUUGAAUAUUCCCAGUAUCUUACACGCUUAUAAGGUCUGGAGACUGGAAGAUGCAUAUUGGUCAAAAGUCUUCACUGCAUCAUACUUGCUCUGUUGGGUGUUUGCGAAGAUUUAUCCGAUGCGCUCACAGCAACUCACAGUGGCCGAGUCAGACCGCAUCCGUCGCAAGGUUACCAAUCCCGUCUUUUUCGGCCUCUCACACUGUCUUGUAUGCUUUGCUGUAUUCAGCGAUGGGCUUGAAGCUGCUCUCUGGUCAUGGUUCGGUGUCUUGGUCAUCGCUGGCUUUGCGCUCGCUGUCCGACCAACGCCUCCUCAGAUCAACCCUCAAAGGAACCCAGCCUUCGAGACCAUCCUCCAGGUGUUCUUUCAUCUUCUGUGUCUCGCAAUCUUCUGGUUGUUCGAGUACUCACCCAGCUCAUUGAGUCUCAAACUCCAAGAUUCAGCUUGGCGUGAGAGUCGGAUGCUUAUGAUCAUGGCAGUCCUUCAAUUUGAUGCGGCUAUGGUCUUUCUUGUCGCUGCAAGAGCUGACAGGUGGUUAAUGGUGAGGUUUGCAUUGGUAGGCGCGAGCCUGGUCGGUAUGGCGUAUGUACAUUACAUUGAGCUUUUCACCCUGACGCAAGGCACAAAAGCUUUGCUUAGAGGGGAGAAGCCAUUAGAUCGAACAUCGUAA
Aureobasidium melanogenum CBS 110374 is the source of this 1044-nucleotide messenger RNA. RefSeq lists its product as uncharacterized. Lineage: Eukaryota; Fungi; Ascomycota; Dothideomycetes; Dothideales; Saccotheciaceae. The record is from RefSeq and is a predicted model, not a curated record. The coding region runs from base 1 to 1044 and encodes 347 amino acids. The transcript is spliced from 2 exons.